This is a messenger RNA of Knipowitschia caucasica, 249 nucleotides long. The record is from the annotation of a GenBank genome assembly. Lineage: Eukaryota; Metazoa; Chordata; Actinopteri; Gobiiformes; Gobiidae.
AUGGCUCACAUCACAGCACUUUCCUGGAGACAAUCAUGGCACUUUCUUGACCCACCAAUCGAAAACAAGUGGAGGAAAAAUCAAGAGGCUUUUGGAGGAUUUGAAGAAGGGAAAAAUAGCAGAUUCACCAGGACACUGCCAAAUGUGACAGCUACACACCAAUGGAACUUGAGAGUGAGAAGGUGCUUGACAUACAAACAGAACAGAGCAAUGAGGGUAUGCCCCAUUGUACAAAGAAGAGCUAAAUGA